UGAACAUGUAUAGCAUUUAUUACAACUCAAUUUCGAUGCUUUCACCUCCAAUGCAGCAGGAGGCAGCAAAGCCACCAAUCACCAUGAAUAGUAGAAGAACGCGAGGAAGCUGUGUGUGUUUUUCCAAUGGCUAGCUAGCGUUUGCUAGCAUCAACAAACAUUCAAAAUAGAAGGAUAACAUUGCUGUUUAUGCACUAAGUACAAGCAGAGUCUAUCCGGCACAUUAAGCGGUGCUUUUAUGGCGUUUCCUCAUUGCGGUCACUGAUGACGAUCAGUUGUCAGGAGGCUAACCACCGAACCUUUCGUCAUUGUCUCAUCGCCAAACGCGACUCGACCGAAAUUGACUUGAGCAGCAAUGCCGCUGGGUUUGAAACCAUGCUGUUCUGUUUGCAAGACCAACUCCUCGUCCAUGUGGAAGAAAGGAAGCCAAGGAGAGAUCAUGUGCAACAACUGCUCGGUGAAGAACAGCGGUGGAAGUGGAGGUGGAGGUGGACCUUCGGGACCUUCAGGACCCUCCACGUCCACCAACACUCAGCCCAGCAAUGGUGGAGGCAAGCAGUCCAAACAGGAGAUCCACAGGAGGUCUGCCCGGCUGAGAAGCACCAAGUACAAAGCCCCCACCUCUGAGAAGAAGGUGUCCACCAAAGGCAAGGGGAGAAGACACAUUUUUAAACUUAAGAAUCCGAUCAAAGCUCCAGAAUCAGUAGCAACCAUCAUCACCGCUGAGUCUGUCUUUUAUAAGGGUGUCUUCUACCAGAUCGGGGACGUGAUCAAGGUGAUAGACGAGGAGGACGGGAAGCCGUACUACGCUCAGAUACGAGGUUUUGUCCAGGACCAGUACUGCCAAAAGAGUGCAGCGCUCACGUGGCUCAUUCCCACCCAGGCCAGCCCCAAAGACCGCUUUGAUCCCGGCACGUACAUCAUUGGUCCCGAGGAAGACCUCCCGAGGAAGAUGGAGUACCUGGAGUUUGUGUGCCACGCCCCCUCUGAAUAUUUCAAGUCGCGGAGCGCCCCGUUCCCCACCAUUCCCAUCCGACCGGAGAAGGGCUACAUCUGGACCCACAUCGGCCCCACACCCGCCCUCACCGUCAAAGAGUCGGUGGGCGGGGCUAGUUAGCAGCGUCACUAGCUAACAUGGACUCUUUUUUUUAUUUUUUUGUACAUUUAUGUAUUAAUAAUGUUUAAAAAAAAACAUUGGGACCAUCAAUCAUUUCAGAUGGACAAAAAGAAAUCAUCUAACAUCCCAUGUUGCUAUUUACUAAUAAACCAAAC
Messenger RNA from Dunckerocampus dactyliophorus (ringed pipefish), 1272 nucleotides. RefSeq names its product GATA zinc finger domain containing 1 (gene gatad1). The transcript has 5 exons. Gene Ontology annotation, biological process: chromatin organization; regulation of DNA-templated transcription. NCBI's taxonomy places the organism in Eukaryota, Metazoa, Chordata, Actinopteri, Syngnathiformes, Syngnathidae. Gene Ontology annotation, cellular component: nucleus. Gene Ontology annotation, molecular function: zinc ion binding; sequence-specific DNA binding. The record is from RefSeq and is a predicted model, not a curated record. The coding region runs from base 356 to 1117 and encodes 253 amino acids.